ACAAUGGAAGGGACCAGCGGGUCGAGUUUUGGAAUAGACACGAUUUUGUCCAGUGCCAGUUCGGGCAGCCCCGGCAUGAUGAACGGAGAUUUCCGCCCGCUCGGUGAGGCCAGGACCACCACGGAUUUUAGGAGUCAGGCUACCCCAUCCCCUUGCUCGGAGAUCGAUACCGUAGGGACGGCGCCUUCUUCUCCCAUCUCGGUCACCAUGGAGUCCCCGGAAUCUCAUCUGGUAACAGACGGGCCCCAGCACCACCACCACCAUCUCCAUCACAGCCAGCCGCCGCCGCCUGCAGCCUCGGCCCCGACGCAAAGUUUGCAGCCUUCGCCCCAACACCAGCCGCCGCCGCCGCCGCCCCAGCCGGCCGGACAGCAGCUGGGCUCGGCCGCCUCGGCCCCCAGGACUUCCACCUCUUCCUUUUUAAUCAAGGACAUUUUGGGAGACAGCAAACCUCUGGCUGCAUGUGCGCCCUACAGCACCAGCGUGUCCUCUCCGCACCACACCCCGAAGCAGGAGAACCACGCGGCGCACGACAGCUUCAGGCCCAAGCUGGAGCAGGAGGACAGCAAAACCAAGCUGGACAAGCGGGAGGAAGCCCAGGGCGACAUCAAAUGCCACGGAACAAAGGAGGAAGGAGACCGAGAGAUCAGUAGCAGCCGAGAGAGUCCACCGGUGAGAGCCAAGAAGCCCCGAAAAGCUAGGACAGCCUUCUCCGAUCACCAGCUCAAUCAAUUGGAGCGUAGCUUUGAACGGCAGAAGUACCUGAGCGUCCAAGACCGCAUGGAUUUAGCAGCAGCGCUCAAUCUCACGGACACCCAAGUAAAGACUUGGUACCAGAACCGCAGGACCAAGUGGAAGCGGCAGACGGCGGUGGGCCUGGAGCUGCUGGCCGAGGCCGGCAACUACUCGGCGCUGCAGCGGAUGUUUCCUUCGCCCUAUUUCUACCACCCCAGCCUGCUGGGCAGCAUGGACAGCGCCACGGCGGCCGCGGCGGCCGCGGCCGUGUACAGCAGCAUGUACCGGACUCCGCCCGCGCCCCACCCGCAACUGCAGCGGCCGCUGGUGCCCCGCGUGCUCAUCCACGGGCUGGGGCCCGGUGGCCAGCCCGGCCUCAACCCUCUGCCCAACCCCAUCCCGGGCACCCCGCACCCCCGGUGA
This is a messenger RNA of Perognathus longimembris pacificus (Pacific pocket mouse), 1158 nucleotides long. RefSeq names its product BarH like homeobox 2 (gene Barhl2). Gene Ontology annotation, biological process: regulation of transcription by RNA polymerase II. The transcript is spliced from 3 exons. Gene Ontology annotation, molecular function: DNA-binding transcription factor activity, RNA polymerase II-specific; RNA polymerase II transcription regulatory region sequence-specific DNA binding. Gene Ontology annotation, cellular component: nucleus. Bases 4 to 1158 code for a protein of 384 amino acids. The record is from RefSeq and is a predicted model, not a curated record. Lineage: Eukaryota; Metazoa; Chordata; Mammalia; Rodentia; Heteromyidae.